AAUGAGUUUGGACUGCUAGAAAUCAUUCCUGAAGUAGAAGCAGAAGCCAUAAAACCUCUUUCAGCAGUAAAUGCCAGCCCAACCAGCUUUGCUCCUGCUGCUCCCAACGCUGCCUCUAGCCCUGCUGUGGAAGCCCUCAGAGACGAUCUCCCCUGCUGCGUUUUCCAAACCUUUGAGCAAAUGGAUUGCUCUGAGAAUGGAAAGUUUUAUACUCAAACAGGCUCCCAGCAGCACAGGGACAGUGAUACCAGAAACAUUCCAGAUGAUUGCAGAAACAGGGGAAAUAGUAGAAAUCUUAAUACCAGCAGUGGCUGUCAGGUGAAUGAGGCUGACAGACCCGUGAAACGUCUCAGGAGGAAGAGAAGACUGCUUCUGGAGUCUGAGGAUGAUGAGGAAAAUGCAGAUGAGGAUGAGGAGAAGAAUAAAUCAAAUAAUAUGAAAAGCCGCAGAAACACUAAACCAAUAAAACAAGCUGUUCCUGGAAAGAAGAAGGGAUGGAACUGGGUUUCCUACUUAGAAGAGGAACGGAUGCCAGCUGCUCCCCUAAAACUGUUCAGAGAGUAUCAGUCAUUCCCACAAGGCCGAAAUGGAUUUAAAGUUGGAAUGAAAUUGGAAGGGCUGGAUCCUGAACACCCCUCUCGAUUCUGUGUCCUCACGGUGGCUGAGGUACAAGGAUACAGGAUGCGAUUACACUUUGAUGGUUACCCAGAGUGCUACGACUUCUGGGUUAACGCUGACUCCUCAGACAUCCAUCCUGUUGGCUGGUGUGAAAAAACGAGUCAUAAGCUGCUCCCUCCUAAAGGUUUCAAGGAGGGAGAAUUUAAUUGGACUUCCUAUUUGAAGAAUUGCAAAGCUCAGGCAGCUCCAAAAAACCUUUUUAAGACCCUCAGCACUCCUGUCACGCCCUCUGGUUUUCGCCUGGGAAUGAAACUGGAGGCAGUGGACAAGAAGAACCCGUCUCUGAUGUGUGUGGCCACCAUCACAGACAUGGUGGACAACCGCCUGCUCGUCCAUUUCGAUAACUGGGAUGAGAGUUACGACUACUGGUGCGAAGCUGGCAGCCCUUACAUUCGUCCUGUUGGCUACUGCCAAGAAACUGGAACCCCACUGACAACACCACCUGGAUACAAGGAUUCCAAAGCCUUCUCAUGGGAGAAAUACUUGGAAGAAACUAACUCCCAGGCAGCCCCAGCAAGAGCAUUCAAACUGCGCCCCGCUCACGGAUUCCAAGUGAAUAUGAAGUUAGAGGCCGUAGACAGAAGAAAUCCCAUCUUGAUAAGAGUGGCAACAAUCGUUGACAAAGACGACCAUCGCAUUAAGAUACAUUUUGAUGGCUGGGACAGUAAUUAUGAUUUCUGGGUGGAUGCAGACAGCCCUGACGUUCAUCCAGUCGGCUGGUGUGCGAAAACUGGCCAUGCUUUGCAAGUCCCUCUAGGUGCUGUUGAUCGAGUGGGACCAGUGGGACAAGCGUGUCCUACUCCCGGCUGCCACGGCAUCGGGCACGUCAGGGGACCGCGAUACGGAACACAUUAUACGUUAGUUGGCUGCCCGUACUCUGAUGUCAACCUCAACAGGGAAAACUCCUUACAGGACCGUCUGAGCGGGGAGAGACCUGCCCCCAGCAACAGCCUCCAGAAAGCCAAGAGGCCAGAGACUCCUGCCCAGUUUGUGCUGGGAACAGGAGACUCUUCUCAGGAGGACUCUCCUCAAUCCAGAAAAUCCGCACAAGACAGUGAAAAGUCGUGUCAAAGCAGCGUUCACAGCCUGUCGGAGCAGUCUGAAAACAACCAAGAGAGAGACUGGGUAGAAGAGGAUUCCUCUGCAGACAUCAAAGCCAAACCAAAAAAGCUUGGGUGCUCACACGCCUAUAUAAAGUUCCAGCUGGUGAAGCAGGAAAGCAAUGGGAAAGACUCUGAUUUGGAUCUCCAGCAGGCCCUCCACCAGUCCAUCUUCAUGCCUUCCCUGGCCUCCAACCCGACCCACCGCCUCCAUCUCUGCUGGGAGCAGCACUGCAGGCUCCUGCCGGAGGUCUCGGGCCUGACGGCCAAACACGUGGCCAAAUGGACUGUGGAAGAGGUGGUGAGCUUCAUCCAGCGUUUACCCGGUUGCAAAGAACAAGCCUCCGUGUUCAGGGAAGAGCAGAUAGAUGGUGAGGCUUUCCUGCUCCUGAACCAGAGCGACAUCGUUAAAAUACUCAGUAUCAAGCUGGGGCCUGCCCUGAAGAUCUACAACGCCAUUCUCAUGUUCAAGUCAGCAGAAGACAACUGAGAAGAGCCCUUUGGCAGAGCCCACGAGGAGAUCUUCAGCUGAGAGAGAGUUACAACCCGUCCGACAGGCAGAUUAGGACUCAGGUGGAUUUUAAGUAGAAUUCUUAAAAAUAUUUUGAGGACAGAAAAAAAAAAUCCUGCCGCAGUCUGAGAUACGGGGCAGCUUCACUUCCAAGAAGAGGAUAUUAUUCUAUUUUGUUAUUGAAUUUGGUUUUGCUAAUAUCAAUCUCGUUUUGAGAUCUAGAAGAAACCUCCGGUUCUAAGGGGAAUCCAGGGUCACGUUGGUGGAGCUGCAAUGGUAAGAGGAAAGCUCAGACUGAAAUGACUGCUGUGUCCAGUGACAGUGCCUGAAAGAGAGACUGAGUUAUCACCAGCGUGUUUAAUAUAUUCUAUAUCUAUUAAAACUGAGAAAAAAGA
Molecule: messenger RNA, 2684 nt
Organism: Calidris pugnax (ruff)
Lineage: Eukaryota; Metazoa; Chordata; Aves; Charadriiformes; Scolopacidae
Product: lethal(3)malignant brain tumor-like protein 3
Exons: 20
Coding region: 181-2268 (695 amino acids)
Biological process (GO): regulation of DNA-templated transcription
Cellular component (GO): nucleus
Molecular function (GO): protein binding; zinc ion binding
Source: RefSeq, a predicted model, not a curated record